Messenger RNA from Candidula unifasciata, 399 nucleotides. The record is from the annotation of a GenBank genome assembly. Lineage: Eukaryota; Metazoa; Mollusca; Gastropoda; Stylommatophora; Geomitridae.
AUGAAUGGAUCGAGAAAGAGACAUUUCAAAUCAGACCCCUCUCACAGCAGCAGCGAAAUCGCCCGCAAAGCCCGAAGAAAAAGUCCCCAGUCCGCAGAAGAACUCCAAGCCCAGAGAUGUCUGGCUAACGUUAGAGAGCGGCAAAGAACUGAGUCCCUCAACGAAGCCUUCUCCCAGCUCAGGAAGAUCAUACCUACCCUGCCAUCAGACAAACUCAGCAAGAUACAAACCUUAAAGUUGGCAUGCAGGUACAUCGACUUCCUGUUUCAGAUUCUGAGAAGUGAUGAAGCCGAGAUGAAAUAUUUCCCUUCCAGUUGCAGCUACAUGGCCCACGAGAGACUGAGCUACGCUUUCAGCGUUUGGAGGAUGGAAGGGGCCUGGCACAUGACUGACCACUAG